Molecule: messenger RNA, 2902 nt
Organism: Purpureocillium takamizusanense
Lineage: Eukaryota; Fungi; Ascomycota; Sordariomycetes; Hypocreales; Ophiocordycipitaceae
Exons: 2
Coding region: 26-2335 (769 amino acids)
Cellular component (GO): microtubule; membrane; cytoplasm
Molecular function (GO): microtubule binding; GTPase activity; GTP binding
Source: RefSeq, a predicted model, not a curated record
AUAUACCAGGCACGGACGCUCUUUCAUGGGAGGUGGAUUUGGAACAAGCCAGUAUCUCCUUUCUCACCUACUACUAAAGGUUUUUACGAAACACGAGAAAGUUUGCGGCGCCCUCACCAUGCGAGAAGAAGACUUCAAUCAAUACGCUGUUGGGCUCACUACCCUUGACCUCCACCACUUAAAGUCGAGGCACUCUGAGCUGCUUAGUGGCCUCAACACUGUCGACCAACUUCGAGACGUCCACCUGGGAAAAUAUGUCGAGCUUCCGCAGAUCAUCGUGGUGGGUGACCAGAGCUCCGGGAAGAGCUCGGUCCUGGAAGCCAUCUCGCGCGUCCGCUUCCCCUCCAAGAGUUCUCUCUGCACUCGGUUCGCCACCGAGCUCGUUCUGAGAGACGCCGCGGACCCGAGGAUAGACGUCUCCAUCAAGCCACACGAAAAAGCCACCAAGGAGGUCAAGGAGAAGCUGACCAAGUUCACCGCAAGCGAAACGAAACUUGGCGAGCUAUCUAACAUCAUCAACAAGGCGUCUACCGUCAUGGGUAUCGACGACGGCUCCAAAGCCUUUUCGAAGCACAUUUUAUGCAUUAAAAUUUUUGGCCCAGGAAUACCUCCGCUCACUCUGGUUGACCUGCCUGGUUUCUACCACGCCAGAGGCCUCAACCAAGGAGAUGAGCAUCGUGCCCUUGUUGAUGAUCUUGCGGCGGAAUACAUGAACCAAGAGGCGAGCAUAAUAUUGGCCGUCAUCUCAGCCAAAAGCGGCCUAGAAAUGCAGAAGGUCUUGCAGAAGACAAAGCAGUAUGAUCCUCGAGGCCGGCGGACGCUUGGUAUCGUUACAAAGCCGGAUCAGCUCGAAAAAGGCGAAAUGGAGAACGAGUUUGUGAAACUAGUAAAGAACACACCCGAAACUCCGUGGCACCUUAAGCAUGGCUGGUACGUCUUGCGCAACCGUGCCGAAAAAGACGACGUGGAUUUCGAUACCCGAGACCGGGCCGAGACCAAGCUGCUCAGCUCGGCGCCGUGGACAUCGAUCAGGCAGGAAUACAAGGGCAUCAGCCCGCUUCGACAGAAGCUGAGCGACAUGCUUCUAACUCAUACCGGGUCUCAGCUGCCGAGGGUCACAAGCCGCAUCCGGGAGCUUAUGAAAGAACAAGAGAAUCACCUUGCCAACCUGGGCGAACCUCGAAUAGACCCACGCGAUUGCAGGGUAUAUCUUGGCCGCAUCGCAAAGAAGCUCGAGCAUCUCACAAGGCAAGCCGUGGGAGGUGAGACCAAGGAUUCCGAGUUUUUCGGCGCCAUCUGUGAAGGAUCAAGACUGGGGCUGGCUGGUGGCGAACACAACCUCCGAGCCCGGGUCAGAAAGCUGAACCAAGCUUUCAUCGCUAUUAUGGGAAAGCACGGGUCUCGAAGAAAUGUCGAAUGGCGGGACAAGGGAAUGGAAGAUGUUUGGGCCCUAGGCGAGUUGCCGAGCGAGCUGAAGGAAUUCGCGGCGCUUUACGACCUACCGGAGCAGGAGAGGGUAACCCAAGACGACCUCGAAAGCGAAGUCCAGGAGUGGGCCAUAGCUGCGAGGGGAAACGAGUUCCCAGACGAGUAUCCUUCGUCACUGAUGCUCACCCUGUUCGAGAACCAGGCAGCGCCGUGGAAGAGCAUCGCAGCUCGGCAUCUGGAGCUGGUAGUGGAGGAAGCCGAGUCUCUCGUCUUGAGCAUAUUGACCCACGUCAGCGGUGACGACAAUAACUUGCGCGAGAGAGUUGCAGAAGAGUUUGUGGCGCCCUUUUUUGCCGAUAGGAGGGCCGCUCUCGAAAGUAAGUUGGAGGAACUGAUACCUCAGGUCAACGGCGACUGUCAAUUAUUGGCUCUCGAGUGGGUAUACAUGGAGAGGACGCAGGCCCGGUCCAGGCUACGACUAGAGAAGCAAUGGGAGGAGCUGCAGGAGAAUAUCAAGUCGAAGACGGGGAAUGAUUCCCGGGACAGUGGCAAUGCCGGCGCCAACUUGAAGGAGCGCGCCUCGUCAUGGUCCAAUGGUGUACAGCAAUUGAGAGCUGAGAAUUUGAUCGACUCGAUGGUGGUGUUUUAUGGGAUGACAAUGGAGACGUUCAUGACCAACAUUAUAACACUGGCGGUUGAGAAGCAGCUCAUGGCGCGGAUACCGAGCAUCUUCGGGACGGCGCAGGUCAUGGGCCUCAAGGACGACCAGCUGAAGGAGCUGGCCGAAGAGUCGGAGGAUAGUCAAGCAGAGCGCAGCAAGACGGAGGAGGACCUCGCCAAGCUGAAACGGGGUCUUGAGCUAUGCGAGAGCUGGCGUAAAAGCAACAACAGUAGGUGGCAAUCGUGAAAUCCCGAGCCCUUGGGGUGUCCGUCCAAGAGCUAAUCCAGUCGGCAAUUGCUUCGCAGACAUAUCCGGGGCGAGCCGUCUGCCGGAAACGAGUGGCGCAAGGAACAGCCCCUUUUAUACGACGCGUGAGGCUGUCAGUUGAAAUAGGCGAGAGGUAUCGGGCAUCAACUCGUGGAGUACAGAGAAUUGAGGGCUCAGUCACGGGUGCAACAACAGGCUAGCCGGGUCCGGCGGGUGUAACAAUAUUUCUUCUCCUGGGGCAGCAGCAAAUUGCGAGGAAAUGCUUUCUCAAGCGAAAAUUGCGCCUGCCGGCGCGGCGGCUGUGUUGGGGACGGUAUGGGUCAGAUGAGAUGUCGGUGUGCGUUAGGACGGCGCCGCUGUCGUCCCAUGCCUGGGCAUCGAAAGAUGGCUGGCCCCAGCGUGGGGGCGCUGGCAUCUCUACGGCUAGCAAAACACGUCUCUACGAAUAGCACCAUCUAUAUAAUAAACUCAAGUACCUAUCCCUUGUCUUCGACUCGCCAACCUACGGAAAGACGGCUCGGCAUCGCGGCAGGACCAACUCCGGAC